Messenger RNA from Ogataea philodendri, 1374 nucleotides. RefSeq lists its product as uncharacterized. Bases 1 to 1374 code for a protein of 457 amino acids. The transcript has a single exon. NCBI's taxonomy places the organism in Eukaryota, Fungi, Ascomycota, Pichiomycetes, Pichiales, Pichiaceae. The record is from RefSeq and is a predicted model, not a curated record.
AUGGCUCUUGCCAGUGAAGUACUCGACAACUGGGAUCUUGGAGGCAUCUCCACCAUAGACGUCCUUCAAAAGUCUCUCAAUGUGUCCUUCAUGGACAUUGUCAAGAAUCUCCUUGAUUGGUUCAUCGACCUUGUUGGUGAAUUGAGCAGCAACAGGACCGUGCAAGAUACAUGUUCUUUGGACGUCCUCGUCAACAACAGCUUCGAGGUCUUCGGAUUGCCACAAAGAAUCCUUCUUGAAGAAGACUUCGAAUCUCUCAUCGAGAAUUGGAACGAAAGGAACUGGCUUUUGGCCUGGGUUGGAGCACAUAGCAAGGAAAUAGUCGCAAUCCUCAGCAUUGAUCAGUUGAACCUUAGCUUCUGGGUAAGCGUUGAAAACGGUCUCCAACACUGGAUCUGGAGUCUCCAGCAAGCUGAAGCUCUGGAUCAAAGAGUUGGUCUCGCUAGCAGAGAAACGUUCCUCAACUCUUCUCAAGAACUUUCCAACAAAGUUUCUCAGAGUGAAGUCGAUCCAUCUCUUGGACUUUCUGACGUACAUGAGCUCAACACAUCUCUUGGCAACUUGUUCGUAAGUCAUGUCUUGAAUGUCGCAAACACCGUCUUCGUUCUUUCCAAACCAUGGCUUUUGGAAGUCGGCGUUGAGCUUCUUGAUGAUGUAGUCACGCUUCUUCUCCAAAGCAUCAAGCAUCUUUGCUUUUGGAAGAGAGAACACAGUGUCGUCCAUCUCCUUCCAGAAGAUAACUGCUCUGGUAGCAAUCUUGUGGAUUGGUUCACCCAUCUCGGACUUGACAGUCAAGAUACCUCCAGCUGGUUUCUUGUAUGUCUGCUCCCAUUUGGAGUCAGGAACACCGGCGCAGGCAGCAAUGGCUUUCUUGGCGUCUGGGGAGGUCUUACACUCCUUGGCAACCAUAACUCUGGAACCGAACAGAACACCAUCGAAAGGCAUUGGUGGGUAGUUGAACUUGGUGGACCAAGCACCAGUCAGGUAUGGAUAAGUGUCCUCAGCAGAACCGAAUCCAGAACCUGCAACAAGAAUGAUGUUUGGAUAUCUUCUGAUCUUGGAGUACAUCUGCAAGACUGGUUGAUGGAAGUCCUCGAAAGAGUGGUGACCACCACCUCUUCCACCAGUCCAUUGCACAACAAUCGGGAAGUUAGGGUGGGCCUUAGCAAUGUUGAUACAUUGGCUGAUGGCGUCAACAGAACCUGGCUUCAGUCCCAAGUGGGUCAAGCCCAGAGUCUCAAUGUAUUCGGAAGCAACUUCGAGAGAUGGAACACCAGCUCCAAUAGACAAAGAUUGGAUAGGGAAUCCCUUGGCUCUCAGAUCCUUGAUCAAUGGAAUACCCCACUGGAGCAUUCUUGGGCUGACAUAAAUUAA